Messenger RNA from Calliphora vicina (urban bluebottle blowfly), 1248 nucleotides. Its product is annotated as zinc finger protein 571-like. The transcript is spliced from 3 exons. The record is from RefSeq and is a predicted model, not a curated record. Gene Ontology annotation, molecular function: zinc ion binding; DNA-binding transcription factor activity, RNA polymerase II-specific. The coding region runs from base 1 to 1248 and encodes 415 amino acids. Gene Ontology annotation, cellular component: nucleus. Gene Ontology annotation, biological process: regulation of transcription by RNA polymerase II. Lineage: Eukaryota; Metazoa; Arthropoda; Insecta; Diptera; Calliphoridae.
AUGAAUCAAACUGCAUUGUGUCGUUUAUGCAUUCGUUUAUAUAAUGAAUUUAUAAAUUUAUUCGAUGAUAAUGGUCAAAGUAGUGAAGCAUAUGAUAUUGCAGUCAAAUAUUUUGAUCCAAUGUUAUUGAAACCACAACAUGAACAUGACACUACGUUAAUUUGUGUAGUAUGCUGGAGUCAUAUAAAUAACUUUCACAACUUUCAAAGUUCCGUUCUGAACGCCCAAGUGCAAUUAGAAAACAAUGUUGAACAGUAUAUACCAUUGAUUAAACUUGAAGAUGAAGCCUGGAUGGAUCAAAUAACUAUCCUCGAUAGCGAAAACAAUACACUGGCAAAUUCGAAUCGUAAGUUUUAUAAUCGUUAUGACAUGGUUGAACAUAUACGGGUACAUUUAAAUCAAAAUACCUUCCAAUGUAAUAUAUGUGGCAAAACAUUUUCUUGCAAUCGAAAUUUAAACAGGCAUAUUCGACAAGUUCAUAUCGAAAAAGUUCAACAAGUGUUUGAAUUAAUGAAUAGCUCAAACAAAUCAAUAAAAUAUCAACCGUCAAUGGGUUUAUUAAAAGCUAAUGAUGAAAAUAUAUCAAAUAGCAAAAAACCAUACACUAGGUCAUCGAAAAUUACACGCGGCAAAAUAAAAAUCACCCCAAACUCUGUAGAGAAAAUUGCUGGCAAUUUAGAGGUGAAAAAACACAACAUGGAACAAAAAUACUAUCAACUUAAAAUUUCUUCAAACAAAAAAACUACAAUUGAAUAUGACACCCAAAUAGCUGAAUUGAAAAAUAUCUUGGAAUGUCCGGUAUGUAGUAGAAAUUUUCCAUAUUAUACUUCGAUUCGUGAACAUUUUCAUGAGGAACAUCCUAAUGUGAAAUUUCACAUAAUAUGUUGUCAACGUAGAUUUGGCAAUGGCUAUCAAAUAUAUGAACAUUUCCAACUGCAUAAGAAUCCAAAUGUAUUUAAAUGUGAAAUAUGUGAACACACAUUUUCACGAAGUGCAAGUUUAACCCGACACAUACGGGAAUUACACAUGCAAAAUGUUCAGUGGUCGUGCGAUCACUGUGGCGUAUGUUUUAAAUCGUGCUCUGUUUUGGGAAGACAUAAAAAAAUGUGUGAACAAAAAAUACGUGCAAAUGCCAAGGAGUGCAACAUCAAGCUUGGGCAACAACAAAAAAUGGAAUGUAUUAAUGUAACGGAAAAUUAUGUUGGUGCAACAUUUUCAAAUUACACCCUAUUUCAAAUAUCACCUUGA